AUGAAAAUCUUCAGCAUCGCAGCUCUCUUUGUCGCUCUUUCUGCUUCGGCUUCAGCAUUCUCGGUCGAGCAAUCCAGAAGACAGGCAAUCCAAGCUGUCGUCGGAGGGAUGGCCUCGGUUAUCGCACCAAGUGUUAUUUCUGUGCUUCCUGCCAACGCAGUUGUCAGUGAAGAGACUCCAAGAGUUGUCACUCGAAUGGGUGGUCUAUUGGAAUCAUACCAAGAUGGACUCCGAUCAAUUAAAAUCAUGGUUCCUUCCGGGUGGAACAAGUUUGAGGGUGAAGUCGGUGCCUAUGAUAUCAAGUGGCAAGAUUUGGUCGAUGCCAGCGAAAACAUCAAGAUUUCUUCGAACCCUGUCAAGUCCACAACGGUCUCUAUUGAUACUUUGGGCGAUGUUCAAUCUGUUGGAGAAUCACUAGCCGCUAAAAGAAAUGCUAAGCUUAUCUCUGCCACCGAAAGAUUGACCGACGGCAUUCUAUUUUACAAGUUCGAUUUCGCAAUUAAUGAUGGAACCCACCAACUGCUUCAGUUGUGUGUCUGCAAGGGAAAGGUUUGGAGUAUUGACGCCAGCGCGAAGGAGAAGCGCUGGGGCAAGAGAUCAGAGCUAUAUGAAAAUGUUUUGGGAAGUUUCAUGCCAAAGCUUGCAUAA
Cylindrotheca closterium is the source of this 648-nucleotide messenger RNA. The record is from the annotation of a GenBank genome assembly. Lineage: Eukaryota; Bacillariophyta; Bacillariophyceae; Bacillariales; Bacillariaceae.